Messenger RNA from Phycodurus eques (leafy seadragon), 3214 nucleotides. It is a transcript of the gene celf4, whose product is annotated as CUGBP, Elav-like family member 4. The record is from RefSeq and is a predicted model, not a curated record. Gene Ontology annotation, cellular component: cytoplasm; nucleus; ribonucleoprotein complex. Gene Ontology annotation, molecular function: mRNA binding. NCBI's taxonomy places the organism in Eukaryota, Metazoa, Chordata, Actinopteri, Syngnathiformes, Syngnathidae. Gene Ontology annotation, biological process: regulation of alternative mRNA splicing, via spliceosome; mRNA splice site recognition. The transcript has 14 exons. The coding region runs from base 479 to 2068 and encodes 529 amino acids.
AAAAAUAAAAGGGUGCCAAGAAGCUGGGACCAGGGAACGUGGGUGUAAACACGCGCGGUCUCUCUCUCUCUCUCUCUCUCUCUUUCUACCUCGAAUUCUCACUCUUCUCUCUCUCUCUCUCUCUCUCUCUCUCUCUCAACUCCCUUCUCUGUGUGUGUGCUUCCUCUCUUUUAUUAUAUGAAUGAACGACUUUCUGAGUAGGACUUCAACAUAAGGAAUCCAAAGGCUCCAUCGGGACCAAAACGGCAUCACGCGUUUGUGAUAUGCGACUUGGCCGUGCGCUCCAUGUGUUUUGCCAUCAAUGUAAAUAUUGGCUUUGAUAGGACGGGAGCCCCAUCGGCUGUGGCGCGCCUUGCUGUCGGACCCACAUUUUGACCAAGACUCGCACCUUGCCUUUUUGAUUCGUCACCACUUUAUCUUCAUCGCCAUCUGCAGCCGUUGCAAGCCACCCUCAAGUCGCCGGCCGGUCCGAACGAAGAUGGCAACUUUAACCAACGGGCAGGUGGACACCGGGGUGCACGGUGUCGGUGUCGGGAUCGGGGUGGUCUCCGCCAGCACCAACGGGCUCGUGAACGGAUUAAGCCACAGCCACAGCCCGGCGGGCUGCCCGGCCACCAUCCCCAUGAAAGACCACGAUGCCAUCAAACUCUUCAUCGGUCAGAUCCCCCGCAACCUGGACGAGAAGGACCUGCGGCCCCUCUUCGAGGAGUUUGGCAAAAUCUACGAGCUGACGGUGCUCAAGGACCGCUUCACGGGCAUGCACAAAGGCUGUGCCUUCCUCACCUACUGUGCCAGGGAGUCAGCCCUGAAAGCCCAGAAUGCAUUGCACGAGCAGAAGACCCUGCCAGGGAUGAACAGACCAAUCCAGGUGAAGCCAGCAGACAGCGAGAGUCGAGGAGAAGACAGAAAGCUCUUUGUGGGCAUGCUCAACAAGCAACAGUCCGAAGAUGACGUGCGACGCCUUUUCGAGUCCUUCGGCGGCAUCGAGGAGUGCACCAUCCUGCGAGGUCCUGACGGCAACAGCAAAGGCUGCGCAUUUGUAAAAUACUCGUCUCAUGCCGAAGCUCAGGCGGCCAUCAGUGCACUACACGGCAGCCAGACAAUGCCUGGUGCCUCAUCCAGUCUGGUGGUAAAGUUCGCAGACACGGAUAAGGAGCGCACCAUUCGCCGCAUGCAGCAGAUGGCUGGUCAGAUGGGCAUCUUCAACCCUAUGGCCCUGCAGUUUGGAGCCUACGGAGCCUACGCUCAGGUGCAACAACAGGCGGCAUUGAUGGCAUCUGUAGGCCAGGGCGGCUACCUCAGUCCGAUGGCUGCCUUUGCUGCUGCCCAGAUGCAGCACAUGGCCACCAUCAAUGGCCUCCCCGGAGCACCACUCACGCCCACGUCAGGCGGUAGCACUCCUCCAGGCAUCAGUGCCCCCACAGUGACCAGCAUCCCUUCCCCCAUUAGUGUCAAUGGUUUUACUGGCAUGCCGCCCCCUCAAGCAAAUGGACAGCCACCCGCAGAGGCCGUCUUCACCAAUGGGAUACACCAUUACCCUGUUUUGCAAGAAGUGGUUUUUCGGGAGGACUCUGAGAAAAAUGGCCUGGGUGUAGCUCCAAGGAGUUGUUUUGGAGUUCAGGGUGGCUGUUUUCUUUCUUCUCUAUCUGAAGCUCAAAGUCCCACUGCAGCUGAUCCUCUCCAGCAGGCUUACACGGGAGUCCAGCAGUAUGCAGCAGCCUACCCCGCUGCAUACGGACAGAUCAGCCAGGCCUUUCCCCACCCUUCAACCAUCAUCCCACAGCAGCAACGAGAAGGGCCAGAGGGUUGCAACCUGUUCAUCUACCACCUCCCUCAGGAGUUUGGGGAUGGCGAACUGAUGCAGAUGUUCCUGCCAUUCGGUAAUGUCAUCUCCUCCAAAGUGUUUGUGGAUCGAGCGACAAACCAAAGUAAAUGCUUUGGCUUUGUGAGCUUCGAUAACCCAGGCAGUGCCCAAGCUGCCAUCCAGUCAAUGAACGGCUUCCAAAUCGGCAUGAAAAGACUCAAGGUGCAGCUGAAGAGGCCAAAGGAUGCAAACCGCCCCUACUAGCCCCGGCCCCAGCCAGCCGCUGCCAUCCAUGGCGGCCGGGGUAGCUGUCACCACACCGGGUUUUGUAGAGCUGAAUUAUAUGUUGACUAUUUGCUACCCGCUGUAGAAUGCAAACUCAACAUCUGGAACACUGAGGCUGCUUCAGAAGGAGAGGACAUCAAGACAGAGAGAAAGCUGUCAGAGUCUUGGAAAAUUCCUUUUGGAUGUACUAAAAACUUUGGAACACAGUGAGAAUUUGUACCAACUUGGUUUGCCCUUGGACCUUUUCUUCUGCACAUACAGUAUAUAUAUAUAUAUAUAUAUAUAUAUAUAUAUAUAUAUAUAUAUAUAUAUAUACACACAUACACAUACACACACACAUUCUUUCACUCAGAACCCUGCUUGAAUGACAGCUACCUUUUUUGAACCACAAUAACUUUUACUUGAACAAUGACGGGGGAGAAAGUAAAAGACAAAAAAAACACUUUCAAUGAUCAACCCCGAUGAACUAUUAAAGGGAACAAUGGCUGUCAAAAGUCUAACGAGAACAAAACAAACUUUUUCAAAACUGAACAGAGGAUUGUUGAAGGACAUGUUUUUUGUCUGGUAUGUGUUUGGGCCAGUUGACUUGAUACACAAAGAAACAAAUUCCAGAAUAGAGACCGGAAGUAAGGAAUGUGAUAUUAUCAGGACACAAAUUGGCUUGGAUUUGGAAUGACUGUCUUUAGCUUCGGAGUGCCUGUCCGUUUCCAGGGGAUACCAUUGCCAAGGAGAACCAUAGCAACGGUCUCCAGGGAGUCUUACCUGUCAUUCCUUAGUUGUUUUAGGGACCAAAAGACCAAACAUUUUUUUAUUGCUGAGGACUUGUAGCUCUAAUAUACUUGGACCACUGCAUCUCUAUCAGUCAGUGUCAACUGGCUCAAGAGUUGUACCAAAAAGAAGUGUACAUUUCCUAUAUAUAUAUAUAUAUAUACAUAUAUAUAUGUGUGUGUGUGUGUGUGAGUGUGUGUGUGUGUGUGUACACACACAGCACGUGUGUGUAUAUACAUAUAUAUUGCUGAUAUGCUUUGGAAUACAGGCAAAACUAUUUCCGAUGACCAAAUUGGGUCUCUCACUUUGUUAGUUUACAAGCACUUAAAAUGUUUAUUUUUUGUUCUACUCAUUUUG